AUGAGUUCCUGGAAACAACUCUUAAAAGAAGAAAAGCUCAAAUGAGACGUGGUUUCUGAUGAAAAGGUCACCCCUACUUAGCUUUUUACCCAGCUUGAGUCUAUGGCUGAGCAUAUAAUCCAGCGCAGUACUCAGCUUAAAUGGGAUCUCGAUACCCUUGCUAAAGACACAACAGCAGCUUCAGUCCAAGUAAGCAGUGUCUUGAACACUCUCGCAAACUUAGCUUCCUCCCAAUUCGUUGCAAACGUAAUAAUCAUUCAGAGUAUCUCCGAAAGAGAACCAGAAAAACUUGACCAAAAAAUAGCAGAGCAGCAAACUCCAUCAUCCUCAACCACUUUGACUCCUGCCAAAACUCUACGAGAUGCUAGAAUGGAAAAAGUUCACUCACAAGAGGUGAGGGAAAACAACUUGCUGCCUAAGCAUAUACAAUCAGUCAAACUCGGGAUCGCAGGGCUAAAAGUUGACGAUUUACUGAAAGAAAGCAAAGAUGAAGACGCUAUAAGUACCACGACGCUAGGAAGCCAGAUUUUCAGAGGGACGGUAAAGAAGCUUCCACACGUGUAUGGAACCUCGUUUUUCUUUAAUGACCCAUGGAUUGGACUUUAUGAAGAAAAUGAGCAAGUCUUAGACGGAAUGGAUGAAAUCCCUACAGAUUCAACACCUAUCAAAACUCCUGAUAGAACUCCUAGUCAGUCAGUGUCAGGUUCAACAGCUCCUCCAAUUCCUCCACCAUUACCAAAAACAACGCCACCUCCACCGCCUCCAAUGACUGGAACAGUUCCUCCACCCCCACCUCCACCACCGCCACCUCCACCACCAGCUCCUCCUGCAAUGGUGCCUCCACCAAUACCUCCACCUAUUUCCAAACCCCAAACACAGUCUCAGACUUCCGCUCCAAAGCCUCCAAGUGUUGGAACUUUCCAGCAAGGUCUUGCAGCAACCCUAGAGCACCGUCGUCAAAUCAUUGAUGGAGAAGUCAAAGGCGAUUUAAGUGUAAAGGACACUCUUAUUAGUGAAAGUGAAGUGUUAGGCCUCCCAACUCCUAAAGUUUUCAAUACUUUUUCACAUCCUGCACCUUCACAGCCUGUAGAGCGAAGCGUGAGCACUAAUGAAGCCCCUAAAAAGAAGCCAGAAGAAAUGACGAUGGAAGAUAAGCGAAAACAAUUGGCAGGAAUUUUUGGAGGCGCGCCAAUAAUGAGACCACCUCCUCCACCUCCUGUCAAGGAAAACCCACCAUCAGUGGCAACCCAGCCUGUAAUGCCUCAAAUUAGCAAGCCUCCAACUGCUCCAAGCCCUCCUUCAGUUACUCCACCUAAACAGCCAACUCAAAAAGCACCUGCAAAACCUGCACAUAAAAAUGGCGUGGAGAGUCAACCUGCCCCUUUUUAACACCUGCAACUAGAGGAAGUCUGGGGACCUUGUGGAAGAGAGCUGUACGCGGUGAAUGUACUGGCUGGGUUUUGUUUGGUCUGGUGGAGCGUAAUGUAUGGCAGCCGACCAAGAGCUCACAUCCUGGGCAAGGUUUAACCCAGAGGAGGAUGGAAAUUGGAAGUUGGAAAGGGAUCGCCUAGCAAGUACAGCGGGCUUUCGCUUGGCCCAAUCGUGCAUUUCCCAGUGCAAUGUCAAUAGUUGUGCCGAGCUAGAAGUUUCUUCUCGGUCGAUAAUCUGACCAGAAAAUUUCAUUUUGGAAUUUUUUAGGGAAAGGUAACUUGUAUGACGUCGACAUAGUGAUCCAGCAUCUUUACCUCCGGCUUGUGAGUGAUGGACCUCGUCCGGAGGAGCAACACAAGCCCUAGGCUGUGAAAUUAGACUGGCGAUCAAGGGAGUGGUGCGGAACAUGGACGCGGAAAGCCGGUUAGCUGGCUGGGAGCUUCUCUGUAAUAUUUUAAUGAAUGAGUGCCUGCUAAGCCAGUAGAAGAAGAGGAAGAAUCUUCGUUAUUCAGACCUUCUAGGCCUUCUACCCAGAACCAGAAGAAGUUUGCAGGUAUUUUUGAAGAUACACAAGAGGAAAGUAAGCAGCCAAAAGCAAAGGACUCAAAAAGAGCAAUGAAUAUGUUUAAAUUUAUAGAAGAAGAAGAUGAAAAUACAAUUGACGUUCUUCUUAAUUCAGAAAUUGCCAAAGGAAAGCUCAAAGGAAAAGAAGACAACCCGUUCAUGUUUAAACAGCCAGAGCCGAAAGCUCCAGAACCUCCAAAAGAAGAUAAUCCUUUCAUGUUUAAAGCUCCAGAGGCUUCACAAGAAAAACCUAAAAAACCAAUAACCAUUGAGCCGGAAGAGAAGAAGAGCGUGGAAGCUUCUCCUAGCCCUGAAAGACCAGCAGAAGAAACCAAGGCUCCAAUGCCUCCGUUUCCAUUUGGAAUGAGGCCACCUCAGCCUCCAAAAGAUACCCCCGCAGAAAUUAACGUUGAUAUCAAUAUGAAUAAACCUAUCCGAUUUGGAAGGCAAGCUUCUUCAGCCAAGAAAUUUGAUGAGUUUGAAGAAGAUGUCAAGCCAGCUGUAACUGAAGAAAAGCCAAAAGGUAGGCCGAGUCUGUUUGAUGAAGAAACUGAUUACCCCCCGAACCGUCCUUCUAAAAUGAAGUCAAUAUUCGAUGAAGACGAAGACUCACCUAAAGGAGGGAAAAAGCCUUCAUUAUGGGAUUAA
Molecule: messenger RNA, 2643 nt
Organism: Blepharisma stoltei
Lineage: Eukaryota; Ciliophora; Heterotrichea; Heterotrichida; Blepharismidae
Source: the annotation of a GenBank genome assembly